AUGAGCUUAAUCGCUGCAGAGGAAAAUUCAGGUGCAGAAUUAAUCCCCGUUCCCGCCAAUAUAGAUUGGGAAAUGCUCGACAAAUCCAAGUUUUUCUUCCUCGGCGCCGCUCUUUUCUCGUCGGUUUCUUGCGCUCUUUACCCCGCCGCCGUGUUGAAAACGCGGCAGCAGAUGCUGCCGGAAAAGGUCCCGUGCUCCGAAAUAGCACGGUCCAUCAUCCGCAGCGACGGUUACCGCGGUUUCUACCGCGGUCUAACCACUUCCCUAAUCGGGACCGUCCCAGCUCGAGCGCUCUACAUGGGAGCGCUCGAGCUCACUAGGAGCAACAUGGCCCGUGUUGUCGGACCCCGCCUCGGAUUCUCCGAGGCGGGGGCCUCAGCAGCCGCGAACGCGGCUGCUGGGGCCAGUGCCGCGGCGGCGGCCCAGCUCGUAUGGAACCCUAUCGAUGUCGUGAGCCAGAGGCUCAUGGUUCAAGACUCUUGCCCCGUCUCGUCGUGUCGGUCUAGUGGUGGAGUGGUUACGUUUGCGAAGAUAGUGCGCGAAAACGGGGUGAGGGGGUUGUAUAGAGGGUUUGGGGUGUCCAUACUCACCUAUGCACCCUCCAAUGCUGCAUGGUGGGUGUCCUACUCCGCCGUGCACCGAGAGAUUGGGCACGGCGUGGGGGCCGACGGGGGCGGGGCGACGGAGGUGGCGGUGCAGGGGCUCAGUGCCACCGUCGCUAGUGGAGUGUCUGCACUGGUGACAAUGCCACUCGACACGAUAAAGACACGAACCCAGGUCACAGACGGAGGGGAGAGAAAUUAGGGUUUUGAAAAUUGUGAGGGCAUGGUGAAGGAAGGUGGAUUGGGUGCUUGUUAUAGAGGAUUGGGGCCGAGAUGGGCGGCGAUGUCGGUGUCGGCGACGACGAUGAUCACCACCUACGAGUUUCUCAAGAAGCUCUCAACUAAGAAUUAACAUUAGUAGUAUUAUAUGUUACUACUAUUUUUUUUGUUUAAUUAGUUUCGACAUUGUAUGUUAUGUUUCGUAUUAGUACUAAUGUAUGUUAGUAUAUUAUGGUGCUAAAUUGAUGUAGAGACGUCCAAGAUGUCAAGUAGGAUGUCUUAAUAAUUUUUUGUUAUAUAAUUUAUGGAUGCAAUCAUAGAUUAAAUCUUGACCUCAA
Molecule: messenger RNA, 1159 nt
Organism: Salvia miltiorrhiza (redroot sage)
Lineage: Eukaryota; Viridiplantae; Streptophyta; Magnoliopsida; Lamiales; Lamiaceae
Biological process (GO): transmembrane transport
Source: RefSeq, a predicted model, not a curated record